GGGCCAGAUCGCGGACUGACCAUUUGGAAACUCGGGCACUGCCCGAGGGCCCGGGGUCAGAAGGGGGCCCCAUGAGAUGCCCCUGGUACCCUUUUCAUAGGCUUUUUUGAGCUUGGGCAAGGACACAGGGGCCCCAUGAUCCCCUAUUGCCCGGGGGCCCCAUGAGUUGUCAGUCCGCCCCUUGUCCAGAUGAUGACAGAUGUUCUCCAGCCAGGAAAUGAGGCGGAGCUCUAUCUGCCUUGCUGCAGCUUCUAAUGCACAUUAUGCCCCUGGUACCUUUUUCAUAGGCUUUUUUUUUGAGUUUGGGCAAGGACACAGGGGCCCCAUGAUCCCCUAUUGCCCGGGGGCCCCA
This is a messenger RNA of Staurois parvus, 352 nucleotides long. Lineage: Eukaryota; Metazoa; Chordata; Amphibia; Anura; Ranidae. The record is from the annotation of a GenBank genome assembly.